Messenger RNA from Chondrus crispus (carragheen), 2370 nucleotides. RefSeq lists its product as hypothetical. Lineage: Eukaryota; Rhodophyta; Florideophyceae; Gigartinales; Gigartinaceae. The transcript is spliced from 3 exons. The record is from RefSeq and is a predicted model, not a curated record. Gene Ontology annotation, biological process: DNA integration. Gene Ontology annotation, molecular function: nucleic acid binding. The coding region runs from base 1 to 2370 and encodes 789 amino acids.
AUGCCGUUUGGGCUGAAAGGGGCACCGGCCACCUUUCAGCGCGCGCUCGACAUCAUCCUCUCAGGCGUCCGUUGGCAGAUCUGCCUCGUCUAUUUGGAUGAUGUAAUCCUCAGCGUCGCGGAGACCGCGGCCGACGCGUUCGGGACGUUCACGUUCCCGAGGACGCUGACGCAGGUGCGCUCGUGCCUCGGGGCGUGCAACGUCUACCGCCGCUUCGUCAAGGGAUUCGCGAAAAUUGCGCGUCCGCUAACGGAUAUGACGCGUAAAGAUGCCGACCACGACUUCGACCAUCCCACCGCGUUGCAACUACACGCGUUCGAGGAGCUCAAGUCGCGGAUGAUCGCCCCACCUAUACUCGCGCUUCCGCGGUAUGGACGACCGUACAUGAUAGAUACGGACGCGAGCGCGUAUCAGCUUGGCUGCACGCUGUUGCAGGAGCACGACGGGUCCAACGACUGGCGCCCCGUCGGCUACUGGUCCUACUCGCUGAACGACAGCGAGAGGAACUACAGCGCGACUGAACGCGAGUGUUUCGCCGUAGUGUGGGCCGUCCGCACACUACGGCCGUACGUAGAAGGCACCAAGUUCACCGUCCGUACGGAUCACGACGCGUUGAGGUGGCUCAUGUCCCUCGCCGAAAGUUCCGGAAGACUCACGAGUUGGCGGCUACGUCUGGCUGAAUACGACUUCACCAUUCAGUACCGCCCCGGACGCGUGCAUCAGGUUCCGGACGCGUUAUCGCGUCUCAUCUCGACGAGGGUCGCCGACGACCCUCGCCCAGUCGUCGAGGUGGGUGACGACAUUCCCACUUUCGACGUGGGCACUACAGUAUGUGACGUUUCGGACGAGCUCGUAGACCACUUCUGCACCGCGAAGUGUGACCACAAGACCGUCCAGGUGCUCGUCACCACGCGGAAGCAAACCGAGACGCAAAGAAGAACGCGUGCUCGAGCACGCGACGAGCGGAGGGGCGACGACGAAGCCCCGCCUCUAGAAGGACACCACACGUUGUGGGAGGAGACCCAAGAAUUUGACGCGACCGAUAUCGAACGCGUAGAAGGCACCGAAGCCGACGCGUCUGACUCCCAGGUCGCCCCACCGCAGGACGACCUGCCGGCCCCUCUUACGAUAGAGGAGAUAGCCGAGGAGCAACGCGUUGACGACUUCUGCCAAACGGUAUUGGCAAGACAGUCUGAGUCCAAGGACUCCGCGUUCUUCGAGGACCACCAAGGGGUGCUGAAGCGCAGACACCCCUUCGACCCUGACAUCGUACAGGUGGUGGUGCCUCGGACCUUACGCGCUCGCUUGCUGCGGCUCUGCCACAACCCGGCCAUCGCGGGACACCCGGGGCAGAACCGCAUGUACCACGCGCUCCGUGGCGAAUAUUAUUGGCCACACUUGGCUGCGGACGUCGCCUCUACCGUGCGAGGGUGCCGGACCUGCGCGAUGAAUCGCCUAUUAUCGGACAACGGUCCGCAAUUUAACGCGAAGUUCUUCCAGAGUGUGUGCCGCGUCCUGAGGAUAACGAACAUAUACACCUCCGCGUACCAUCCCCAGACAAACGGGGAGGUUGAACGUUACAACCGCACGAUCGCGUCGAUGCUUCGUAACUACGUGAACGAACAUCAGGAUGACUGGUACGUGUACGUGGGACCGUUGACUUACGCGUACAAAUCCCACGGACACCGAACCACGCGUACGACACCUUUCGAGCUCGAGCUUAGCAGACCCCCUCCGGAGUUCUCUCUCCGCAGAGCCGACGGGGACGCACCCCCGCCGGAUAGGGGAACGCAGCGGGCAGAGUUCCUCAAGACACUCGACGCGACAAUACAGAAGGCCUACGGAAGCCUGCGUCGAACGCAGGCCCGUUACAAACGCGACCUCGAUAAACGCGUUCAGAGGAUCAACGCGCGCCUCAAGCCCGGCGAUUACGCGUAUCUCAACCCCACCGACGGGGCAAAGACGUCGAAUAAGCUCGCGUCACCGGCCGUUGGAGCAUACAGCAUCUUGGCCAACGACCGACGCACGAUCACAAUCGAUCGUGAUGGGGUGACCGAGCGCGUCUCCGCAGACCGCUGCGUGUAUGCGCCUCCCCCUACAAGCGCGCCACGCCCAAGUACUACCACCCCGGGUGACCUUGCAAACAAGGUCACCGAGGGCACACAGUACGCCGUCGAACGGCUGCUAAAACAUCGCGUGAUGGGAGACGGAACGACCGAGUUCCUCAUCAAGUGGGCGGACUACGAUACGCCCGCCUGGACCGCGAGAACUCACGUGCCGGAGGAGUUAGUGUCGCGCUACGCUAAACGAAUCCGGACGCGUACAGGGAGGGACCUCUCCUCGGAAGUCAACGCGGACGUUCACUCUUGA